AUGGACAUCAUGAUCAGAGCUCUCCAUUUGCGAGGACACUUGAUCGAUGUGGUUCGGACAAAUCAAAGCUGGUACAUCCAAGAAGACUCACCACACUACAAAGCCAUCACCAUCCCCGUCGUUAGAGCUUUUGACCAUCAUUUCAUUGAUCCCAUCCUUAAAAAGAUCAUAGCUAUAGAGAGGGGGGAGAGCCCUGUAAUGAGCUUUGUGAGUUUGCAGUAUCAAGCUGUUUGUGACAAAUUCUUUGGCUCAGGAAUCACUUACGGUGAAUUAUUAAGGGGAGCAGACUUAUGGCUCAUGAGAGUGGACUUUGUGUUUGAAUUUCCUCGUCCCACCAUGCCAAACAUUAUCCAUGUCGGCGGGUUCCAGUGUAAGCCCUCUAAGACUCUUCCUGAACAUUUGGAGGAGUUUGUGCAGAGCUCUGGAGAGCAUGGCGUCAUCAUCAUGUCUCUGGGAACUUUUGUGAAUGAACUUCCUGAUGACGUGGCAAACGGAAUUGCUGCAACAUUUGCUAAGUUGCCACAGAAAGUCAUCUGGAGCUACAAAGGAAGGAGACCUUCCACUCUGGGAAACAACACUUUAGUGGUGAAGUGGAUGCCCCAGAAUGACCUUUUGGGUCAUCCCAAAGUAAAAUUAUUUGUUGCUCAUGGAGGGACCAAUGGAGUCCAGGAGGCCAUUUAUCACGGAGUCCCAGUUGUGGGUAUCCCCUUGUUCUAUGACCAGUAUGACAACCUGCUCCGUCUGGAAGAGAGAGGAGCAGCUAAGACUCUCACAGUGGCAACAGUGGACAAAGAUGACAACUUCCUGGAGGCCAUACAAGCUGUCCUGAACGAGCCAUCUUACAGGAUGAACAUGCAGAGACUCUCCAGGUUGCACAGAGAUAAACCGAUGAUGCCGAUGGAUAGCGCCCUCUUCUGGAUAGAGUUUGUCAUGAGACACAAAGGAGCGGCUCACCUGAAAGCCCAGGCCUACAGAAUGCCCUGGUAUUCCUAUUAUUCCAUAGAUGUAGCGCUGUUUGCUCUGGCCAUUUUCACAUUGACUAUUUUAGGAACUGCUCUGUGUUUUAGACGGCAGCAGGGUGCAGCUGUAAUCACCCGAAUCCCUCACGACUGCACCUUCCAUAGGGAGAGCGGCAAAAGGGACAUUAUUCCUCCAUCCAGAGACUCAGAGCUAGAGCACUGA
Menidia menidia (Atlantic silverside) is the source of this 1182-nucleotide messenger RNA. NCBI's taxonomy places the organism in Eukaryota, Metazoa, Chordata, Actinopteri, Atheriniformes, Atherinopsidae. The record is from the annotation of a GenBank genome assembly.